AUGGCGAAUAGCAAAGCUCCGGCCGAACCACUCUUGGUAGUGCUGGGCUCAACUGGUACAGGCAAAUCAGACCUGGCUGUAGAGCUCGCAACCCGCUUUAAAGGAGAAAUAAUCAAUUCGGAUGCCAUGCAGCUAUACAAAGGGCUCCCCAUCAUCACCAACAAAAUUACCCAAGCCGAGCAAAAAGGCAUCCCUCACCAUCUCCUGGGCCACAUCCCCCUUCACCAUCUCCCCUGGGACGUGGAUGAUUACAAGCGCGAGGCCAACAAAGUCAUCGGCCAAAUUCGCGCUAGGGGAAAUUUGCCCAUCCUCGUGGGUGGAACACAAUAUUAUGUCGACCCUCUACUCUUCACCGACGUCAUUCUCGAUGAGGUCCAGCAAACAGGCCCAUCCGCAUCAUUCCCCAUUCUGGAAGAGUCAACAGAAGUUCUCCUAGAAGAGCUCCGGAAAUGCGAUCCCGUCAUGGCAGAAAGGUGGCACCCCAACGACCGCCGCAAAAUCCUGCGGUCGCUAGAGAUCUACCUGCAUACAGGGAAGCCGGCCUCGCAGUUCUAUGCUGAGCAAGAGGCGCGCAAAGCGGCCGCUGCUAGCGGAGACAUCCCCGCCACACCCUGGGAGAAGCUUUUGUUUUGGGUCUAUUCCGACAGGCAAAUUCUUACCGAGCGCCUUGACACGCGGUGUGACAAGAUGCUCAAUUCCGGGCUUCUAGACGAGGUCCAUGAGCUAUACGCCUUCAAGAAAAAAUCCAGAGAAACAGGCCAAGAAAUGGACAUGACAAAGGGGAUAUGGCAGUCUAUAGGCUAUAAGCAAUUCGAACCAUAUCUAAACGCCCUCGAAGCAGGGGCAGAUGCUACGGAAGCCGAGAAGCUGAAGCUAUCUGGCCUGGAAGACAUGAAGACCGCAACGAGACGUUACGCAAACUACCAGACGAAAUGGAUUCGCAUCAAACAAAUGCGCCGGCUGCAGGAUGAGGGUCCUGAAGCAGUCAGCAGCUUGUAUCUAGUUGAUAGCACGGACGUGUCUCGGCUUCAGACGAAUGUAGUCGAACCGGCGGCGAAGCUGACGGAGUUGUUUUUGAAAGGGGAGCAACGGCCAGCGGCGGUGGACAUUUCUGAAAUGGCGAGAGAAGUCCUCGGCGGUGCGCUUGAGUUGAGGCCCAAGGAGACACCGAUUCAGAGAACAUGUGACAUGUGUCGGACGGUAUUAGUGACGGAGCAGGCAUGGGAGAGGCACGUAAAGAGCGUGGGGCAUAGACGAGCGGUGAAGAAGAAGACCAAACUAGCCCUCGUUGCUGUUGAUGCGCAAAAAGGGGGCGAGGCUAAGGAAUCAGCCGACCCUGAUGGAUCACGAGCGUCAAGCCCGGAUAUAGGCUCGAUAUUUUCCAAUUGA
Metarhizium brunneum ARSEF 3297 is the source of this 1389-nucleotide messenger RNA. RefSeq names its product tRNA dimethylallyltransferase (gene tit1). The record is from RefSeq and is a predicted model, not a curated record. Gene Ontology annotation, cellular component: mitochondrion. Gene Ontology annotation, biological process: tRNA modification. NCBI's taxonomy places the organism in Eukaryota, Fungi, Ascomycota, Sordariomycetes, Hypocreales, Clavicipitaceae. Gene Ontology annotation, molecular function: ATP binding; tRNA dimethylallyltransferase activity.